CUAGCUCAUCUCCUGCUCUGUUUGGUCUCGAUUUCAAUUCUUAUUGUUGCUAUCAACACUAUCAAUAGCAGUCGCUAAAUAAUUAACUAUGGCUGCAAGGAAAGCUGAACUGUGAAAGUCAACUUUAAUAACUCAGAAAUAAGAAGAAUACGCAGCAAAGUAUGCAUUAACCUAUAAGCAUGGUUUUGGGAAACCGGGUAUAGCUGAUGGCAGUGGAGAGAGUUGUGUUGCAAGAUCUGGUUUUCCCUGGUAAAGUUCACAAUGUCGGCAAAAGUCAAAGUUGGUUCAAAUGUAGAAUAUAAGAUGCCAAAUGGCAGAACCGCCAGUGCACUUGUUUUGGAAACUGGACCAAAAAAUGUGUAUAAGGUGACAUAUGAUGGAUGGUCAAGUAUUUAUGAUGAAUUUGUUGAUCCAGCAAAAUGCAUUGAUGUUAAAUCUGGGUUGACCUGCACAGACUCCACCAAGGUUGUCAAAGGAGAUAAGCUAAAGGUGAAAUGGCUUGAUGGGUCAUCAUACAUUGGCACUGUCCUUAAUGGAGCUACAGCUGUUGCUUGUGUUCGUCCUGAAUCUUACCCUUCUGAAUACAAAGUAUGGAUAACUGCUGAUGAACUAGUUAGCAAAGACAGCAACUCAAGGACAGAAUCUUCACAGCCAGAUGUUGAUUUGAGCACGAUCGAGGUAGGAAAACAAAUCACAGUAAAGCUGAUAAAUGGAACGACGGCAAAGGCAGAUGUAAUUCUCAAAAGUUCUGUUCCUGUCAUUUUGGUUACUUACGAUGGUUGGUCGAAAGUGUACGACGAAUAUGUUGCCUUGGAUCAAUGUGUUGAUGCUAGCAAUGGCUCCAAGAUCACUGACAUCAAAAAGGUUAAGAAAAAUGACAAAGUUAAAGUACGAUGGCUUGAUGGGGCGUCAUAUGCAGGCACUAUUCUUGAAACUUCAGAAGCGGUUGCUAAAGUUCGCCCGGUAGGGUAUCCGCAAGAAUAUCAAUUGUGGAUAACCAAAGGUGAUAUUGCCGAAGAGGUAUCAAAGAAACCACAGUCUGGAAGUAUCAUGGAGAAUGCCUUGAAGGAUGCAAUGGAAAGUAUGAAUCAAAUCAUGCAGGAUUACCAGCAGCAGAGUUUAGAGACCAAGCGAAUGGAGGAUGUCCCUACUCGGAAAAUACAAUCAAUUCCAAGUCCAACACAUAAAGACAACAGCAAAUGGAAGAAGUUUCUUUCCAAAGUUCUAAUCUCGAAAGGCAACCUCGAUAAGCUAGCGAAGGUGUGCGAAAAACGUAAGAAGCCAGCAUGGUCUGGAAAGGAACUGAAAUCGAAUGAAUAUCACGUUGGAAUCGGGGCUAGCAAAGAGGAUCUCGAUUUCGCAGAUAUUGUCAAACAGGCAUUGAGUAAGAGAGGGUUAAAAGUAACAACCGAUCAAGAUGAUUUGCACGAGACAAGAACAUUUUUGCUAAUUUACAGCGAUAGUGUUAACAUGGAUGAAAAUGUCAUUCGACAUCUUACAAGGGCUGCAGAGAGAUUUAAUAUGGGAGAAACAAUAAUAAUUGCACUUGUGCGGCCAGGCUGUCCUGAAGAAGUUAUUGACCGCAUUCCGGAUAGAGUAGCGUAUUCGCUGUCAAAUGUGGUAUUUUUCAGUCAUGACUGGUUUGGCGAAGCACCUGAGAUGGCACGGAGGAGAUCAGUUGAAGAUCUAGCAGCAUUAAUCCAGAACAACGUUAAUGAAACUCAUGACUACGAUUUAAGCGGAGCUUGGCUAUGCCAGGCAGCAGUUACAAGCAGUGUGACGUCAUAUAGUACAACCAGAGACUUCACUAUGCUGUUGAAGCAACAGGGAAAUAAGGUAUUCAAAAAAUAGCAUAAUUUUC
This is a messenger RNA of Rhopilema esculentum, 1861 nucleotides long. The record is from RefSeq and is a predicted model, not a curated record. NCBI's taxonomy places the organism in Eukaryota, Metazoa, Cnidaria, Scyphozoa, Rhizostomeae, Rhizostomatidae.